UGAAGAGGCUCAAACGAUCCAAGCGUCCAAUUAGCGCGGAGGUGGAGCGCGCGGCGGAGCGCACAAGGAAGCGCGCACAGCUCGUGUUGUUUUCAGCUUUUCGGCGCACAGAAACCGGGAGUGUGUGUGUGAGAGAGACAGAAAGAGAGAUCGCGUGUGAGAUGAGUGUGUAAACGACAGGAGCAGCCAGAGAGGAGAGCGAUCAUGAUUGAGGUGUCGAUCCCGUCCACGGAGCGGGAAGUGGAGGACUCUGGGAAAACCAAAAAGCUUUUCAGGGUGGAAGUGCUGUUUAAUGAGAGGAAACACUUUGUGCUCAGAAGAAAUAGCGAAUUCCAGAGUCUCCACAGAAAGCUCAGGAAAAUCAUCCAGACUCCGGAUUUCCCGAGUAAAAGAAACCCCCACCUGAGGACCAAACCCCUGGAGCAGAGGAGGCAGGAGCUGGAGGAUUACCUCCAGGAGAUCAUCUAUCAGAAUGAGGAUGUGCCGCAGGUGCUGCUGGACUUCCUCCACCUCAAACACUUCCACACGGGGAACAAGGUCGGCAGCGUGGAAUCUCUUGAUGACCUGGACAGCCAGGAUUACAUCUAUCAGGCGCCACAUCAGCGAGUGAUGGGAUUCUUCCACGACCCGUAUCGCUCCGGCCGCACGUCAGGUCUCCCGGACGUCGUCGCUGACGGGGUUCUGCAGGGUUUCUACACGCGGGACGUCCAGGUCAGCUUCUCCGCUCCGAGGCCAGUUCCUCCUGCAGAGGCCUGAAACAGUCUGAAGGAUCCCCGAACGCCGCUGGCUGACGUGCCUGAGCCCUGCGGGGGAGGAACCCAGCAGCACGCCGCUCAUCUUAAAGACAAUUAGAUUUUUACCAAGAUCUGACUCUUGAGCUUCAGACGUGGGAAUCACCUCUAAAGCAAAACUUUAACUGACAUUAUCACAUUUUUCAAGCUAUAAAGUGUCUUUGUUUGUUGUUUUCAUUGUUUUUAUAGAUUACAGUUGUCAGUUUUUUGGGUUAAAUAGUUCUCAGGUCAUUACAUUAAGCAUGAGUGUACAAUUUCUACCAUUUUAACUUGAAAGUCAUGUAAAUAUGUAGCAUUUUUUAAAGCAACACAUUUUUGUAUACUUGUACUUUAAUAUCCAG
Molecule: messenger RNA, 1132 nt
Organism: Salarias fasciatus (jewelled blenny)
Lineage: Eukaryota; Metazoa; Chordata; Actinopteri; Blenniiformes; Blenniidae
Gene: snx22
Product: sorting nexin 22
Exons: 7
Coding region: 205-756 (183 amino acids)
Molecular function (GO): phosphatidylinositol phosphate binding
Source: RefSeq, a predicted model, not a curated record